Messenger RNA from Gossypium arboreum, 1250 nucleotides. RefSeq names its product DNA-directed RNA polymerases IV and V subunit 4. Lineage: Eukaryota; Viridiplantae; Streptophyta; Magnoliopsida; Malvales; Malvaceae. The transcript is spliced from 11 exons. Gene Ontology annotation, biological process: DNA-templated transcription initiation. Gene Ontology annotation, cellular component: RNA polymerase complex. The coding region runs from base 218 to 871 and encodes 217 amino acids. The record is from RefSeq and is a predicted model, not a curated record. Gene Ontology annotation, molecular function: nucleotide binding.
AGCCUCAAAACAGAAAAAAGAAUGCACACAAGACAUCACUAACACAAUUCAUUCAUAACCCCCGCCAGUCAAAACAGUUUUUAAGGUUUUUAAGAAGGCAGGCUGGCAGCAUUAUAAUCUUAAAGAUUCUCAAGUCCACAAUUUUUUUUUUCUCUCGUUUCUCCCUCUCCAGCUCUGCCCACUCUGCUCCGUUUGAUUUUAAACGUUGGUGGUGAAAAUGUCGGAGAAGGGUGGCAGAAUGUUUUCCUUGCCCACCAAAACAACACCCAAAUCUUCUCUCAAAUCCACCGCUGGAAAAGAUGAUAAUUCAGCAAAAUCAAAGAGGGGAAGGAAAGUUCAGUUUGGAACUGAAGGUUCACCUGAUGUUAAUUUCUCAUCGCCAAAAUCUGAUGGCAAGUUUGCAACCCCUUUUGGUAAAGGUGGAAAAGGAGAAAAGAUAGCGAACGGUGGAAAGACUCAUGUGGCCAAAGAAUCACAGUCAUUGGAGCUCAGAGUUGAACAGGAACUUCCAGAAAAUAUUAAAUGCCUUAUGGACUGUGAGGCUGCCACUAUCUUAGAAGGCAUUCAGGAUCAAAUGGUUAUUCUCUCCAGUGAUCCAACUAUUAAGCUCCCUGAAUCAUUUGGUUCGGGACUGCAGUAUGCCAAGACUGGUAGCUAUUAUACCAAUCCCCAGUCUGUUAGAAAAGUUCUUCAAUCUCUUACAAAAUAUGGUGUCUCUAACAGUGAGAUUUGUGUGAUUGCCAAUACUUGUCCAGAAACUGUUGAUGAAGUUUUUGCUCUUGUCCGAUCCUUGGAGGCUAAGAGAAGCAAAAUCACUGGACCACUUAAAGAUGUAUUGGAUGAGCUAGCUAAACUUAAAACAUCAACCUAAUGGCAUGUGGGGAUGCUCUGGUGAAUGUUGAAGAUGUGCCGGUAUAGGAAUAUGGUUGUGAUGUAGCGGAGAUAUUGGUGGAGUUUGUUUGUGUUGCAGCUUGCAAGAUGGAAAAUGGUAAUAUGCUUAUGGUGCAUGUCUGUUAGAUAGAGAUGUUUUGACAUAUUGAUUUAUGUUUAUGGAAAAAAGUAGUAAUAAAAGUUCCAUCAUUAAUGUAUCAAGGACCAAAAAAAGAAAGAAGGAAAAUUUAGAGAUCGAUACUGUUACUGCUAGAUAGAUGGUCCCUCAACAAUAGUAAGAUAGACGUGGUCGGUCAGGAUUAUUUGUAUUUGGACACCAUAGCGUAAUGGUUCUAAUUUCUUAGACAUUGUGGUUAUAA